Messenger RNA from Melanaphis sacchari, 666 nucleotides. RefSeq lists its product as uncharacterized. The transcript has 3 exons. Lineage: Eukaryota; Metazoa; Arthropoda; Insecta; Hemiptera; Aphididae. The coding region runs from base 1 to 666 and encodes 221 amino acids. The record is from RefSeq and is a predicted model, not a curated record.
AUGAAAGGUAAUAAAACAAAGAAAUGGUCAAUUGGACUACAAUUUGUUCAAUUUCAAAAAAAUAGUUCUCAUCAUCGUGUGAUUGGUAGGUCAUCGUAUAAGGCUUUAUUUGGGAAUGAUCCAAAAGUUGGAUUAGCAACAUCCAGUUUACUAAUAGAAAUUUUACAAAUAUUGGUAACGGAAGAAGACUUAGAAGAAAUCUACAAAGAAGAUAUUCAAAAAUGUCAUAUGGAAACGGACUCCGCCGAAGCAAUUUUAUGUAAUUUAUGUGAGAAGAAUAUGAAAAUUAAGGAAGCACGUCAUUUAGGAGCUAUAGAAAUAGAAAAGCAAGCCGAAAAAAUGUUACAAGAUAAUAAGAUCAAAAUACCAACAUUUAAAGUUGGAGACUGUAUUGUAAUCCCGGUUCCGAAAGUAGAUAGAGGUCCUACAGACCCAGCUAACAUUAUUGCCGUAGUGAUCGAUCAGAAAAAUGACCUUAACCGUAUAGGAACUGAACAUGGUGUACUAAAAGGUUGGUAUGGUUCUGGAAAUAUACAAUCAGCCACAUCAAACUUCAUUGACAUCGAGCAAGUGAAUAAGACAAAAGAAAUGUCAUUAAGAGAAAUUGUCUCUUCUUUAACUGGAGGUCAAGGUUUUUUUAGUUGUUAUUGUAAAGGCAAAUGUUAA